Gambusia affinis (western mosquitofish) is the source of this 4995-nucleotide messenger RNA. It is a transcript of the gene filip1b, whose product is annotated as filamin-A-interacting protein 1. The record is from RefSeq and is a predicted model, not a curated record. NCBI's taxonomy places the organism in Eukaryota, Metazoa, Chordata, Actinopteri, Cyprinodontiformes, Poeciliidae. The transcript is spliced from 7 exons. The coding region runs from base 712 to 4167 and encodes 1151 amino acids.
CUGGCCCGGUUCCUCUGACCCGGUUCCUCUGACCCGGUUCCUCUGACCCGGUUCCUCUGACCCGGUUUCUUUAAGUUACACACUCUGAAAUGAACGGGAACCAUCUGAGUUGUUCAUAUUUCAACAAGUUUAUUUAUGUUUUCCUCAAUAAAAACAGAAUAAUCAUCACCCCUAGAUACAUGUUAAUCCAUCUGGAAAGAGCUUAAACUGGAACCAGUUCAGACUGGGAGGACCUGGACUUCAGUCCACUGGUUUGAACUGGUCCCAGUGGAAAUCUAAGAAUUAAAUUUUUUGCAUUAAACACAAAAAAUUCAAUAUAGGAAACAAAUAAAUCCUAAUAGGACAUAUUUUGUGUUAACCGCAGUUUGUUUAAUUUGAUGGUGUUGGUCUCCCAGCAGCAGGAAGUUCUGGUUCCCAGUGCUAACUGGGAGCCUAACUGGUCUGGUGUUCCUCCUCAUGUUGUGAUAUUUUUACGUUGGUGUUCCAGAGUAAAAAUAGACGCUGCAGAUGUCGUUCCAGCUAAAAGCAGCCAGAUCCCAUCCAGUCGUCUUCAGUUACCCAGAAGUAUUCUCACCCGGCCGGUUCUUCUCUCCAGACGCUUCUGGACGGUUUUGGGUCUCAGCGUCUCGUCCUGCCAGAACCGUCCUGGAUGAAACGGUUUGGCUCUGCAGGGUGUGAAUACUUCUGGUUCUGUGAAUCACCAGAUGAGAAAUGCGAUCCAGGAGCUGCAGCACCGCAGGCCCAGAGGAUGGCCGCAUCCAGACGCACGGCAAGGCCUUCACCGAGCAGCAACAGGUGGAGGAGGGGGAGAAAGAAGCACCAGAGGUGAUGAAGAGGAGGAAGAAAAUCCAAAAACAGGAGAAAGACGGCCGAAGGGCCUCGACGCAGUCAGGAGACAAAACUGCAAAAUGUCCAGAGAGCGGCAGGACGAAUCCUCCGGACCCGACCAGAACCGAGCUGCUGCAGCUGCUGGGGAUCAUGGAGGGGGAGCUGCAGGCCCGGGAUGACGUCAUCAGGCUGCUGCGGUCCGACAGAACCGGACCGGAGACCCUGGAGGCCCACUACGGCUCUGCUGCCCCCUGCAGGCCGCUGCAGGCGCUGCAGAGGGACGCGGCGCUUCUCCAUGGCAACCAGCGCACAGAGGACGUGUACGAGAGGCCGAUGGCUGAGCUGGACCGUCUGGAGGACAAGCAGAAGGAAACGUACCGGCGGAUGCUGGAGCAGCUGCUGCUGGCGGAGAAAUGCCACCGCCGCACCGUCAUGGAGCUGGACGGCGAGAAGCGGAAACACGCCGACUUCAUCAACAAGAGCGACGACUUCACCAACCUGCUGGAGCAGGAGAGGGAGAGACUGAAGCGGCUGCUGGAGCAGGAGAAGGUCCUGCAGGCCCGGCGGGACCAGGAGCACCGCAGGAGGCUGCAGGAGCUGCAGGACGAACUGGGGAAGCUCAAGUCCUUCACUCUGCUGCUGGCGGACGAGCGGCAGCUGCACGUCGAACACAUCGACCAGCAGAACCAGAAGAUCCAGGACCUCAGCCAGAAGCUGCGGGACCGGGAGCAGCGGCUGGCCGCGUCCAGCGCCGCCGCCCUGCAGGACGGGCAGAAGGCGCUGCGCCUGGAGGCGGAGCUGGAGGCCCAACAGGCAAAGUUCAGGCAGGAGCACCAACACCUGCUGGACAAGAUAGCCGACCAGGAGUCCCAGAACCAGCAGCUGAGGCUGAAGCUGGACGGGCUGGCGCAGAGGGCCGGGGAGCUGCAGGAGAGGAACGUCCUGCUGCAGAAAUCAGAGGAGGACCUGCAGCAGCUGAGGGAGAAGAUCAGCAGCGGAGAGCGCGGGAACUCCUCGCUCACCGCAGAGCUGGAGAACCUGAGGAAGAAAGUCCUAGAGAUGGAGGGCAAAGACGAGGAGAUCACCAAGACCGAGACGCUGAGCAGGGAGCUGAGGAACCGGCUGCAGGACCAGCAGAACCGCAACCAGGAGCUGCGGCUGCAGGUGGACGGCCUUCAGAAGAGGAUGGCGGAGCUGGAGAGGCUGGAGGCGGCGUUCGGCAGGAGCCGGACCGAGAGCGCCCAGCUGCACCAAAACCUGGAGAAGGAGAGGAAGGUGGUGAAGGACCUGGGAACAGACCUGGAACGGCUUCGGACUCGGCUGAAGGAGCUGGAGUCGUCCGAGUCCAAGCUGGAGACAAACGAGUCGGCCCUCAGAGAGGAACUGCUGAAGCUGAAGUCCUUCACCGUCAUCCUGGCGGACGAGAGGAAGACGAUGGGGGAGCGGCUGAAGCAGGAGGAACAGAAACAUGAAGACUUGAGUACGAUGCUGAAGGCAGAGCAAGGGAAGGUCACAGAAGUUACCGAGAAGCUGAUAGAGGAGAGCAAGAAGUUCCUCAAGUUCAAGUCAGAGACAGAAGUCCAGCUGGAAGGUCUGACUCUGGAGAGGGAGGAGCUUCAAUCGACACUGAGGAACAGCAAGGAAGAGCGUGAUGAGCUGAACGAGAAGCUGAAGAAGAUGAGAGCAGACAGACUGGAGGAGAUGGCCAACAGAGACCGAGAAGAAGACAACCGAGUCCAGAAGCUCACCACAGAGAUAGAGAGGCUUAGAGGCCGGCUGGAGCAGCUGCAGGUGGUGGAGGGAGACCUGAUGAGGUCAGAGGACGAAUACGACCUGCUGGAGAAGAAGUUCAGACACGAGCAGGACCGAGCAAACACGCUGUCCAAGCUGGUGGACGAGAUGAAGGCUCAGGUGCCCAGGAGCAAAGCAGUGGAGCGAGGUGAGGCCAAGAGUCUGGAGGCCCAGCUGAGGAUUCGCUGCAAGGUGGAGGAAGCCAAGACCAGAGAGCUGCGGGUCGAAGUCCUAGCCCUCAAAGAGAAAAUCCACGAACUCAUGAACAAGGAGGACCAGCUCUCCCAGCUGCAGGUGGACUUCUCUGUCCUCCAGCAGAGGUUCCUGGAAGAAGAAGAGAAGAAGAGGCGCCUGAGUGUGGAUGUGGAGAACCUCGCCAGGGAGCUGGAGGCAUCAAAGCGCUACAGCCGAGCCCUGAGGCCCGGUGUGAACGGCAGGAGGAUGGUGGACGUCCCUGUCACCUCCACGGCGGUCCAGACGGAGUCAAACGGGUCGGCCGAGGAUGAGACCGCAGCCGGAUUCAUCCGGAAAUCCGUUCAGGAGGAGAACCACCUCAUGAACAACCUCAGACAACACGGCCUGAAGAGGCCCACGGUUCUGAAUCGAUACCCUCCGGCGUCAGCAGACCAUGGAUUGAAAUGCUCAACGCCCUGGAUGGGCAAGAAGGAGGCCGUCACUCCGACUCAGACCAGAGGUUCUUCAGCAAUGUCCCCAAAUCUGGGACGACCUCUUCACAUCCGUGUGACACCAGACCACGGGACGAGCACGGCCACCCUGGAGAUCACCAGCCCGCGGUCUGAGGACUUCUUCUCCACAACAACCAUCAUCCCAACGCUUGGUCUUCAGCAGCCUCGCAUCACCAUAGUCCCCAAACCCUCAACUGUCUGUACUGUAAGCGGAGAUCCUGAUCGGGCCAAGUCUCCAGUUAUGGUCACCAGCAUCUCCAGGACCAAGAGUCCAGAGAAGCCCAACAGCAUCGCUGGGGUCCUGCAGUCGCCGGUGUCCAUCAUCACAGUCAGCACCACCCCGGUAGCCGAGGUGUGUGCUUCAUCCGACCCUCACGAGAGCACCACCAGGCGGGCGCUGAUCAAGAUGACCUCUGAGAAACCACCAGAGAGGAAGUUCAACAGCAACAUCGUAACAACAGAGGACAACAAGAUCCACAUCCACCUGGGCUCCCAGUUCCAGAGAAGCUCUGAGGGCAGCAGCAGUCCUCUGCUGACCCUCAGACCAACAGGAAGUACCUGCGACUGUCAGGAAACUGGAACGGUGCUCCGCUCUCCACGCCAGAACAAGAUGACCAGCAGUAUAACCAUCAACCCUGUGACCUCUGCAGCGUCCAGACCCACGCAGCCUCCGCUCAGUUCAGAUAUGCAGUCGGCUCCAAGCGCAGCCUCACGGAUCCCUGUGCAGCUCAACGGGAAGACGGUUGUGGGUGUGUCCGCCGUGACGAGGUUGGAGUCUCGGGCCGAAGGCCAGGCGAUGAAGAUCGAGCUGAGAAAGUCGACGGUGUGCAGCUCGGCGUCUGCAGCAGGUGGAAAGAGCUGAGAAUCUGAUGAGGCUCCGGCCCCCGGCCCCCGGCCUCCUCAUCGGUCACUUGUUUGGUUUGCUGCUCUGAAUGGACGCAGAUCCCAGCCUGGUUCUGUUGGGUUCUGUUUGCACCGUCGCCAUGCUGCUGUCACUGUUCCUGUUUGAUGCCACGCAGGCUUCACUGCUGCUCUCGCAGGUUUGGACUUCCAGAAGCUCCGUGAAACCAUUUCUGACCAGAACCAAUAAACUGUUUAUUUAAACUUCAGUUUCUUUCUCUUGUCUCAAACCUCAUGGUGAACGACUUUAACAUGUUCACCUUUCUGAAUUUUAAAUCAAGUGGCUUUUUAAGCCAUAUGUUUCGGGUAAAUUGAAAGUAAAUAAAUGUUGCUAUUUUAUCUGACUCAAAUCGUCCAUAAAAAUAUCCUAAAACACACAUAUGUAUGUUAAGUCAUCACACACAUUAGUGCUGCAUAUUUUGUAUUUAAUUUGCCAGUUUGUUACAUUCUAUUUCAGCAAAUAUUUCUUUAGCCAAGUACAAUAUUUUGAACAGAUCAUCACUGUUUAAGUCAGUAUAAUUAUUUUUGAUGUUUUAAUUAAUUAAAAUUGUUCAUUUUUUCAUCAUUUGUUAAUUUUACUGCUUUAUGUGUCCCAUAACUGCAGCUACAUAAUUUUAUAGUUUUGAUUGACUUUAAAUCAUUUUUCUGAGUUUUAUAUUCUGUUUGUAUUUUUUCUUUAAUCUGUGGAGGAGACCUAGGGGUCACUGAAAAAGGAAUUCUGACAUUUAAGUCAGAAUUUAAUUGCAUUUUUAUUUAAAGUCCAUUUUAAAUAUUGUUUAAAUCAUUAAAA